UGAUAAAUCACUGCUCGGCUUCCACAUGGCGCAGAGGAUGGACGGCAUCAUUGCCCCUAUCAGCAAAGCUGGAACUGCCAAGUUAGUUAAGAAAAAUUUCCUGGAUGCUCUAAAGUCAAAUGACUUCGAAAAACUGAAGGAUAUUUUAACCCAGAGGCAAAUAGAUGUGGACACAGUGUUUGAAGUUGAAGAUGAGAACAUGGUUUUGGCAUCUUACAAACAAGGCUAUUGGCUGCCCAGUUAUAAGCUGAAGUCUUCCUGGGCAACUGGCCUACACCUCUCAGUCUUGCUUGGUCACGUGGAGUGCCUGAUGGUACUGCUGGACCACAAUGCCACCAUCAACUGCCGGCCCAACGGGAAGACCCCUCUGCACGUGGCUUGUGAGAUGGCCAACCUCGAGUGUGUGAAGGUACUCUGUGACCGUGGAGCAAAGCUCAACUGCUACUCCCUGAGUGGACACACUGCUUUGCACUUCUGCACGACACCAAACUCCAUCCUCUGCGCCAAGCAACUGGUGUCUCGAGGUGCAAACGUGAACAUGAAAACCAACAACCAGGAUGAGGAGACACCCCUGCACACGGCUGCCCACUUUGGCCUCUCCGAGCUGGUGGCCUUCUACGUGGAGAACGGGGCCAUCGUUGACAGCAUGAAUGCCCACAUGGAGACCCCGCUGGCUGUGGCCACCUACUGGGCCCUGCGCUUCAAGGAGCAGGAGUACAGCAGGGAACACCACCUCAUCUGCCGCACGCUGCUGGACAACAACGCUGAGGUCAAUGCCCGCGAUGACGACUUCAAGUCCCCUUUGCACAAGGCUGCCUGGAAUUGCGACCACGUGCUCAUGCACAUGAUGCUGGAUGCGGGCGCCGAGGCCAACCUCAUGGAUAUCAACGGCUGUGCAGCCAUCCAGUACGUGCUGAAGGUCACCUCUGUGCGCCCUGCUGCACAGCCUGAGGUCUGCUACCAGCUGCUGCUGAACUAUGGGGCUGCACGGAUCUACCCCCCACAGUUCCACAAGGUGAUCCAGGCUUGCCACUCUUGCCCCAAAGCGAUUGAAGUUGUGGUCAAUGCAUAUGAGCACAUCAGGUGGAACAUGAAGUGGAGAAGAGCCAUUCCUGAUGAUGACCUGGAGAGACACUGGGAUUUUUACCACUCCCUCUUCAAGGUGUGCUGCAACACUCCCAGGACCCUCAUGCAUUUGUCGAGAUGUGCCAUUCGAAAGGCGUUGCAUGACAGAUGCCACAGAGCCAUUCCUCAGCUGUCCCUCCCAUUGCCAUUGAAGAAGUACUUGCUUUUGGAGCCAGAGGGGAUCAUUUAUUAGGUCUUAGGAGACAACAGUUCCCAAUCCUAGAUGUUUAAGUGGACUCGCUGGAUAGACACAGUUUGCAUGCAUAAAAUGGUACUUGGGUCGAUUAUAACACUUUAGGGAUUUCAAGACACUUUACAAAGGCCACAUCAUUAAUCCUAGAGUAGCAUGCUGAGGGAAAAUAAACAAGUAAAGUUAAGGAAUUUUCAAAGACAUGAAUGCAUUUAGAAGUCAGGCACUGACAAACAGUAAUAGCUCAGAAAGGGACAGUUUUUAUUAGGUACCCGACAUAUUUUGUAACACUUCCACUUAUGAUCUCGUCUGCAAAGGGACCCACAUUUUCUUACAACCCAAGCUCAUUCUCUACAUUGUCAGUAACAGGUUUACAUGACCGCUUAGUUUGUAAUGUAGUAGGUUUUGUGAGCGGCCUCUUAAGCUUGCUGUCUCCUGCCAAUGACCAUUGAGCAGACAACACUGUUAUUAGUUUUAGAAAUGCCUCUUUCCCAAACCAAGGUAAUCCAUUAGUUUUGGUGAUAAAUGCACAAGAAUGCAAUGGAAACAAGAUCUUUGAGUCAAGAUAGAAAUGGGAAGGAGAGAGCAGUUCACUUAAUAGUCCAGGAAUAGACAUUUCAGCACACUCACUGAGCCGGACCCUGGGGACCACAGAUAAGUCAAUCAGGACCCCUGUUCUCCAGGGUCAUAUCUUUAACAGAGGAUCCAGACAUACAAGCAGGUGACUGCAGUAUGAAGACAUGGGGCAAGAGUACAGGUGCAGACUCAUAUUUAGUGCUUACCUUUCUGAAGUGUGCUUUUGACUUGAAGUGUGUAAUUUUUUUCCUUUUGAACCAUGAAGACAAAGCAUGGAGUUAUGUAGAGGGACCUGCUACUAUUCUAGUCAAUGUCUUUGAGUUUCUCCAAAUAGUCUAGACACAUUUUGUUUUGUAUGGUUUCCUAUUUAGUACCUUCACAGACUCUGAGAAAAAUAGUCUACACUCUUGCUCCCACAGAGAUGAGAAAGAAGUUUAGGGAAGUGGUCAAAGCAGUUGUGAAGGAGAGAACCUAGUUGACUUUCUUGUCUUUUCAUGGAAUAGAUUGAUAUUUUAGCUGAUAGAUAAGAAACCUGCAUUUUAACAGUGACUCCCUUCAGACUAUAUGUAGAAAGACUUUGAAAUAGUGAACACUUAAGACACAUAGAAAUAAGUAUAUUGUAAGACUUAGGUAGUGUUUUCUAGUAGAAUCACGCUGGUAGCCUCCUGGGGAACGUUGCUUCGCUGAUUUGGUUCUCUUGGAUUGCAUUGGAUUAGUUUAUUGCCCUGAUUUUGUAGUUGUUCAAGUAGUAGUGAUAUACAGACUGUGCACCUGCUGUAGUGGGCAGACUUUUUAUUUGUGUGUGGCUUUGCUUCUUGUUCGCUGUUGGAUCUGUUGUGUUGACUAGAGAUGAUGCUAAAUACUCCAGUAGUUCUCCACUUAACUGUGUUUGUAAAUUGAGACCUGCUUACUCCCAGUGUUGUGUAGAAAAACCCAUAGGUGGACAUGAUCGUGUUUUUGAAGUUGCAAUUUAGCUCAGCUAAUUUCAGAAAAAAAAUAUUCUGUAUUAAAACAAGAUCUCAAUCACAGGACAGAGUCUGGAAUUUGUAGAUUACACAUUAAAAAGUAGUUUGCUGGACUGAGUACUAUUUAGAACAUAUUUCAGAAUAUUCAAAGGGUUGGAUGUUUCUCUCCAACAGCAGGAACAUUCUCGCAGAAAAGUCUGUGAUAGACUGAUCUAUAACAGGUCUAGAGGGGCUGAGGACAUGUAGAAUGGGUGAUCCUCAUCUAGGGAGAUAGAAGUCUUUGUCACUGUGUUGCUGUGUUGGAAUGUUUGCCUUAGUUGAGUAUAGAAUACAUAGCUACUUCUUUUGAAUUGCUUGUAUGUGGAUUUAAUGUGACUUUCUCUGUACUUUGACCUUUAAUUUAGAGAUCUUAAA
Messenger RNA from Onychomys torridus (southern grasshopper mouse), 3270 nucleotides. It is a transcript of the gene Asb4, whose product is annotated as ankyrin repeat and SOCS box containing 4. Lineage: Eukaryota; Metazoa; Chordata; Mammalia; Rodentia; Cricetidae. Gene Ontology annotation, biological process: intracellular signal transduction. The transcript has 5 exons. The record is from RefSeq and is a predicted model, not a curated record. Gene Ontology annotation, molecular function: protein binding. Bases 26 to 1318 code for a protein of 430 amino acids.